Molecule: messenger RNA, 1960 nt
Organism: Bolinopsis microptera
Lineage: Eukaryota; Metazoa; Ctenophora; Tentaculata; Lobata; Bolinopsidae
Product: double-stranded RNA-specific editase B2-like
Exons: 1
Coding region: 58-1893 (611 amino acids)
Biological process (GO): adenosine to inosine editing; RNA processing
Cellular component (GO): nucleolus; cytoplasm
Molecular function (GO): double-stranded RNA binding; tRNA-specific adenosine deaminase activity; double-stranded RNA adenosine deaminase activity
Source: RefSeq, a predicted model, not a curated record
AAAAAGUAUCUUAGGUAAGCUUACUUAUAUUAUCUGACCGAGUUAAAAGUUUCUAGAAUGUUGAAGCAGCCCGGAGGUAGACCCACAAAGUCUGGUAGAGGACCUCACAAAACAGCAGCAGGGAGACUACCUGUCAAAUGUUUGUCAGACUUUUUCCCCCGCCACAAAUUUGAACUUGUUUCUGUGAGCAAACCGAGUGAUAACACUUCAGGCAAGGAAUUUAAUGUCAGUCUUACCCUGCCCUCCAAAAACAAUAUAGAGUUCAGUGGUAAAGGAAGGUUGGAGAAGUUGGCUAAAAACGUGGCCGCUACUGCAGCGUUGAAAUUUUUCGAAAUCCCAGGCAGUGAAAAAAUGAUAAGGUACACUCUGCCAUCAGAUACUCAGAGGGAUUUGCAGGUGGAGGGUAUUUCUGAUGUGGUGGGUUAUGUUAUCAGAAUAUUCGGGCCAGGAGUUAAGUUCACUGAGCCAGUCCAGAUCCAUGUGAAUAAGACACCUUUAUGGAAAGCAUCUGUUGCAGUGCAAGGAUACAACUUUGAGGAAUUUGCGUCCAGUAAGAAAAAAGCAAAGGAAGCAGUCGCCAUAACCUGCAUCAAGACACUCAAAAACAGGGAUGUAAAUAUUGUUGUGCCAACCUUGAAGGCUGCGACUUUUGAAGACAGUUUAAUGGAACUAAUGUACAAAACUUUGAAAGAGAAAACUCACGGUCUUCCCAAAUCUUUACUCCGGUUUCGAAACAUGGCUGGUAUUUAUCUUCAUGACACAAAACACGCAGAAGUCAAGCGAUCUGGGCUAAUAGCUGUUGCAACUGGAGGUGAUACAAUUAACAGUGAUGGCUUGAUCUCCACUGGAACCGUGUUACAUGACUGUAACGCUGAGAUUCUUGCUUUGAGAGCCUUCAAAUUGGCCCUCUACAAUCAGAUAAACAAUUUGAUAGUCCAUGAUACACAUAGUUCAAACGAGUUGUUUGUUGAGAAGGAUGUGGAGUCAGGUUUGUUUAAGUUGAAAGAUAACUACAGAGUUAUGAUGAUACUGAACCAUCCUCCAUCUGGUGACGCGCUGGUUUUCAACUCAUUACCAAAACGUGCUAACAUCAAACAUAUCUUGAACUGCCAGCAAGAUAAACCUGGUGCACUGCAAUAUGCGAUACCUAUUAUUAAGUCUGGCCAACCCAAAGGGCUCAAGUUUGUCUGUGAUACUCACUUUCAGGUAGACACUGGGCGCUAUAAACCUGCAUUUGUUAGUCCCGCAGACAAGUUAACAUUGCGUAAUAUUGUGGGUAUUCAGGGAGGCCUUCUGUCUCAGCUGAUGUUACCAGUGUUUGUUACCAAAUAUGUUCUGCAAAAAACAGUGGCGGUUUGUCAGGAUGUGCUAAAGCGCUCGUUCUAUGAGCGCAUUGAGCAGCACCUCAUUGACAUUCCGCCUCCCUUUCAAGUGAAUAAUCCCGAGUUUGUAACCGCCUCCAGCAAACUUCCUGUUGAUAAAAUGUAUGGGAAAUUCGCAGGUUGGGUUGACUGUCAAAACACUGAAAACAGUUGGGAGGUCAUCAAGCUUCCGGAAGGCAAAGCGCUUAGUCAAAUUCCAAGGCUCUCUAUGCAAAACAGUUCUGAAAGUGAUAUAGACUUCUUUAAGAGAAAAUUGGAAGUUGCUAAGGAAAUUGAGAGAUUGCUGGUACCCAGUAUGCUGUGCAAAAGUAGGUUUUUCGAAAAAUUUAAUGCUGCUUUGAAAGGUCUUGGUAAAGACAUUCCAUUGUCUUACUGUGUUGGUAAAGUUAAUGCAGCUACAUACCAAAUUGCUAAGUUGAAAGUUAAGCAAGCCUUUGCUGAUGCUGGGUUAGGAAACUGGCCCUUAAAACCUGCUGAUACAGGCAAUUUAAAUAGUCUAACUUCUGAAUAAUAAGUACAUAUAAUCAAAGCUAAGACUUAAAUUGAUCAACCACUUUUUUGCUGAAUCGCUGUCGGAA